AUGGACGCCGAACACAGCGACUCAACGACCAAGGACGUCAAAAUGUCCGACAGUGUCGACACAUCUCGGAACAACAGCGCAGUACACUCGGAGAGUCACAAGUCAGAAGUCAGUUGGCGCUCAGUGUCGGCAUUGUGCGGCAGCGCAUUGGCGUAUUUCAUCACUGUCGGCUUCAUCAACGCAUAUGGCGUCUUCCAGCAGUACUACACCGCCCACUAUCUGCCAACAUACAGCAACUUCCAGAUCUCAUGGAUAGGUGCAUUCGCCAACUUCAUGGUCUUCGCAUGCGCAGUUCCCGCAGGAAUUCUCGCAGAUCGAUUCGGGCCGACGAUUCCAAUCCUCAUCGGAUGUAUUCUCGAAGCCGUGGCCAUCUUCAUGAUUUCGCUCUGUCGGGAGUACUACCAAUUCUUCCUUGCACAAGCCGUCCUCCUCGGCGUUGGAAUGUCAUUCAUUGCAAUCCCAACAUCAACGAUCGUACCAUUGUACUUCGAGCGCAACCGAGGUCUGGCACAAGGUCUCUCAAUAGCCGGAUCGAGUCUGGGUGGCAUCGUUUGGCCUAUCACCUUGGACCAGAUGCUCAAUAAAGAUAACUUGUCCUUCGGCUGGACGAUGCGAAUUAUCGGAUUCGUUUUGCUUCCUUUGAUGGCAAUUGUCCUGCUCACUGUGCGCAAGCCGAUUUCAACCAAGACCGAAACGGAUCCUGUCGACGCCGCCGCCGAACAAGAGAAAGGAGAAGCCGAUACGACCAAGAAAGCCAAGAAAGAUCUCACCCCUCUCAAACAACCACCCUUCAUCCUCCUCUGCAUCGGCCUCGCAAUCGCCUACUUUGGCUUCUUCACCCCUCUCUACUACAUCCCAGUCUACGCCGCCACCUCGCUCCGCAAAUCGGAGGAUUUCGCCUUCCACCUCGUUUCCAUCCUCAAUGCAGCUUCGAUGUGUGGUCGAGUCAUCCCCGGGUUCCUCGCAGAUCACUAUCUCGGUCACUUCAACACUCUCGCCAUAUCUGCGACCAUCUCGGGAGUUGUGACGUUCUGCUGGACCACGGCGACAAGUUCUGCGGGACUUGUAGUUUGGGUAGUCGCGUAUGGGUUUACGUCCGGGGCAAUUUUGAGCUUACAGUUGGCUUGUGCGACGGUUUUGACGACGGAGAGGCCGGAGUUGAGGGGGACUGCGGUUGGGUUGACGUUGGCGAGUGUCAGUCUUACGGGACUGUUUGGGCCGCCGAUUGCGGGAGAGUUGGUCGAGAGGGGAUACUUUGCGCUGGCAGCUUUCGCGGGUGCGGCCUUGCUAGCUGGUGGAGUGUCGUUGGGUAUGGCGAGGUGGACGAAGAAGGCUGGGCUGUGGGUGAAGGUCUGA
Messenger RNA from Cercospora beticola, 1356 nucleotides. The record is from RefSeq and is a predicted model, not a curated record. NCBI's taxonomy places the organism in Eukaryota, Fungi, Ascomycota, Dothideomycetes, Mycosphaerellales, Mycosphaerellaceae.